Vombatus ursinus (common wombat) is the source of this 1008-nucleotide messenger RNA. RefSeq names its product translation initiation factor IF-2-like. The transcript has 4 exons. The record is from RefSeq and is a predicted model, not a curated record. NCBI's taxonomy places the organism in Eukaryota, Metazoa, Chordata, Mammalia, Diprotodontia, Vombatidae. The coding region runs from base 82 to 1008 and encodes 308 amino acids.
UUCAGGGCAUGUGCUCUCUCCACUGCGCCACCUAGCUGCCCCUUUCCUAGGACACAAACGGAAGCGAUUCCGGGUCCUGGCAUGGCGCUGAGCCUCCCACACACUCAGCUAGCUCUGGCAAUGCGUGGGUCACCUUCCUCAUCAAUGUGUGCAUCCCUGGAGAGUACCAUGCCAAGAUGGAAACGCCCCUUCAUUGAAGAUCUUUCUGCAGAGGCUGGCUGGGUGACCCCUUGUUGGCUGUGUUGCAGGGAAGCUUCCCUUUGGGGUAUGGGCUGGAUCAAUACAGGCCGGGACGUCUCCGUGGGGAAGGCAGGCGAGACUUCCCAGGAUCUGACACGGAGGCGAUCUCCAUCAGGAGAGCUGGCGGGGCUCCACCCGCGCCAUCGUGCCCCCCGUGGGGCAGGGGGUGGUGGGGUGACAGCGGCACGUUCGGAUCCCCCACAGGCGUGCCCUCUUCAGCAUGGAAUGACGGGAGCCGGCCAGGGAAGGAGGGAGGAAAUCGGUCCUGCGGGGUGGGGCGGGAGCAGGCGUCCCGGGGACCCCCUCCCAUGGUCCGAACUGGGCAGGGAGAACAGAGCAAGCCCGCGCCCGGCCGCGCGUCGGGACGGCGGGGAUGGGAACGCGCCGGCGGCCGCCAGCCCCGAAGGCGGGGCGCGUCUGCUCCGCGAGACUCGCUCAGCACAGCAAGUGCCGCCCGUAGGGCCGGGGCGGGGUCCCACGGCUCUGGGGAAACUGACGCAGGCAGGCCGCGGACAGCCAGCCCCGCCCCCGCCCCCGCCCCCGCCCUUCGGCGGGUCCGCCGCGGUGGGGGUGGGGGAGGGGGGGGAGCGCCAGGCGCGCCUCCUCUUCCCAGAAGCCUCCACGGCAGGCCUGGGGGAUCCGAGGCGUUCAGUCCUCCCCGCGGCCCGGAGCAGCCCGGGCUGGGGGCGGAGAGGAAGUGACGUCGCCGGGAGGCGGGGCGAGGGAGGGACGACUUCCGGGCGGCUCCGGAGAGAAAACCUGAGGUGA